Molecule: messenger RNA, 3000 nt
Organism: Anguilla anguilla (European eel)
Lineage: Eukaryota; Metazoa; Chordata; Actinopteri; Anguilliformes; Anguillidae
Exons: 3
Coding region: 1-3000 (999 amino acids)
Biological process (GO): DNA integration
Molecular function (GO): nucleic acid binding
Source: RefSeq, a predicted model, not a curated record
AUGGAAGUGGACUCUGGAGCCGCUUGUUCAUUGAUAAGUGAAGACACAUUUCAUUUCCUCUGGCCUGAAGGAACCCCUCAAUUAAUCAGCGACGACUGUGUUCUGAAACAGUGGUCGAGUGCACCCCUCAGCGUGUUAGGUAAGGUGCUUGUUGACGUGAAAUACCAGAAGAUGGAGUGCACCUUGCCCUUGCUGGUGAUUCAAGGUCGCGGGACCAGUUUGCUUGGAUGUGACUGGUUUGGCGCCUUGGGCAUAGAGGUUACAGGUGUGUACCAGGUCCGCCAGCAGUCCACAGCGGCUAUAUUGGCAAAGUAUGCUGAAGUUUUUGCUGAGGAGCUUGGGGCUUGUCGGGGUCCUCCUGUCUCAAUUGAAGUGGAUCCUAACACAGCACCCAAGUUUUUCAAAGCUCGUCCGGUGCCUUUUGCAUUGCGGUCAAAGGUAGACGAGGCUUUAGAUCGCUUAGUCGAGCAAGGUGUGUUCAUGGCAGUGAAACACUCAAGGUGGACCACUCCGAUAGUACCAGUCACAAAAAAGGAUGGUAGCCUUAGGCUGUGUGGCGACUAUCGUUGCACCGUCAACACAGCUGUUAAGCCAGAUGUCUACCCACUACCCACUGUGAGUGAGCUCUUUGCAGCUCUAGCCGGUGGUACGGUUUUCACGAAACUGGAUCUGAAACAAGCUUACCAACAGCUCCUGUUGGACAAUGACGCAGCGGAAUUACUGACCAUCAACACACAUCGUGGUCUGCUCCAUGCCUUGCGCUUACAGUUUGGAGUGUGUACAGCUGUUUCCAUUUUUCAACGAUUUAUGGAUACACUACUAGCAGGUAUUCCAGGAGUGAAGCCCUACCUUGAUGACACACUCAUUGCAGGCCGGACACAAGAUGAGCAUGAUGCACGCCUUGAUGAGGUGCUACGCCAUUUUGCCGAGAGUGGGUUGCGACUCCAAAAAGAAAAAUGCAGCUUUGCAGUCCCUGAAGUGGAAUACCUCGGAUUUCGGGUGACAAAAGAUGGAAUAAGUCCAACGGGUGAGAAGGUGGCGGCUAUUCGGAACGCUCCCACGCCAAGCAACAAGACCGAGCUCCAGGCUUUCCUGGGUUUGCUGAAUUUUUACAACUGUUUCCUCCCCAAUAAAGCCACUGUCCUUGAGCCGCUGCACCGCUUACUGGACAAGUCGGCAGCAUGGAGAUGGACCGAAGAGCAUACAACAGCCUAUGUGCAAGCUAAGCUGCUACUGCAGGCUGAUGGCAUCCUUGCACAUUAUGAUGAAAAGAAGCCACUGGUGCUGGUGUGCGAUGCCUCGCCCUAUGGGCUUGGGGCACUGAUGAGUCAUGUUGAGCCAGAUGGCCGGGAAGCACCUGUGUGUUUUGCCUCACGCACCCUGACCUCGACAGAACGAAAUUAUGCCCAAAUGGACAAGGAGGCACUAGCUGUCGUCUUUGCUGUCAAAAAAUUCCACCAAUACUUGUCUGGCCGGCCAUUUGUGGUCCACACAGAUCAUAAGCCCUUGCUCGGAUUGCUGCAUCACUCCAAGCCGAUGCCCCAGGUCCUCUCCCCUCGCAUGCUGCGGUGGAGUCUGAUUCUGGGCGCCUACCAGUAUGAGCUGUGUUACUGGCCUGGCAGGCAGGUGGCCAAUGCAGACGCCCUCAGCCGCUUGCCGUUGCCUUCGACCACUACGGAAAUUCCACAGCCGCUUGAGGUCUUACUGCUAGAGGCCGUUCCAGACGCUCCGGUGCAUGCUGAGAAGAUAGCAGCCCUCACGGUGAAAGACCCUGUCCUCUCCCGUGUGUUGAGAUGGAUCUUGCAGGGCUGGCCAGAUGGAAACAGUGACAAGCGUUUCAGUCCUUUUUUCUCGCGCCACCAUGAAAUGUCUGCUCACAAGAACUGUGUGCUCUGGGGCAAUGGGGUGGUGGUUCCAGUACUGGCAAGGGAGGAGGUGCUGGCACUACUCCAUGACGCACAUCCCGGCAUUGUGCGCAUGAAAGGUCUUGCGCGCAGCUACGUGUGGUGGCCGGGCAUAGAUGCUCAGGUGGAGGAGGUGGUGAAGAGAUGUUCUACAUGCCAGAUGUCACGACAUAACUCUCCGAGAACACCUGUGCAUCCCUGGGAGUGGAGCUCAAGGAAGUGGUCCCGACUUCAUGUCGACUUCGCUGGCCCAUUCCAGGGGAAGGUCUUCCUUAUUGUGGUGGACUCACAUUCAAAGUGGUUGGAGGUGGCGUUGAUGAAUUCCAUGUCAUCCGCUGCAGUGAUCACCACACUGCGCCAGCUGCUGGCAACCCACGGUUUGCCUGAUGUAAUUGUGUCGGACAACGGCACAGCUUUUACCUCGGCGGAAUUCAAAGGAUUCAUGGAAAGAAACGGCAUCAGGCAUGUAACGGUGGCGCCCUACCACCCCUCAUCCAAUGGGCAAGCGGAACGUAUGGUGCAAACAACGAAAGAGGCAUUAGGAAGAAUCCUGAAGGGAGAUUGGCAGACACGGCUGGCUCGAUUUCUCCUGGCCCAACACACAACGCCACACUCAGCCACUGGAAAGAGCCCAGCUGAAAUGUUGAUGGGUCGCCACCUCACCACGGCCCUUGAUCGCCUUCACCCAGAUUUUGGGGCGGAAAUGCAAGAAAAACAAGAAAAGGCCGCAAGUAAAAGUCAAGAGUACAAACAGCAGAUGGCCAAGUGCACAGACGCCAUGUGGACCAGCUCAGGGGACGGAUGUCCCCAGCUCCUGAUGCAGCACCUGUUUCUGCCAGUGGUGUACUGGAAUGGCCCUUGGAAUACUAUCACACAAGCUUGCCAGUGUCAGACCUCACACAGGUUGAGGCUACUCAAGAAAAGACUCAGCCCCUGCCGCAGGCGCCUCCCAGUUCUCCAGCUGUGGCUGAUUUCCCAGUUCUCCCUGCUCAACCCCAACGGCCAACCCGCCAGCGAGUUCAUCCUCGGCGCUUUCAGGCCUAAAAUCUCCAUCCGAGCUCCCAAGUGGUGGAAUGAACUUUCCAUUCCUCUGUGA